Molecule: messenger RNA, 1465 nt
Organism: Empidonax traillii (willow flycatcher)
Lineage: Eukaryota; Metazoa; Chordata; Aves; Passeriformes; Tyrannidae
Product: nuclear pore complex protein Nup98-Nup96-like
Exons: 7
Source: RefSeq, a predicted model, not a curated record
UGUGAGGGGCUGGUGACCGGGCUGGUGACCAGGCUGGUGGUCGUUCCCCAGGUGUGGCAGCUGUCAGAGAGGAUCAGCAUCAAUGUGUGCUCGCUGCUGGACUGGAAGCGCUGCGUGGCCGUGCACCUCUGGUACCUCCUGCCCCCCACUGCCUCCAUCUCCAGGGCUCUGGCCAUGUACGAGUCAGCCUUCCAGAACACCUCAGAGUGUGAAAAAUACGCCUGCUGCCCCCUGCCCCCUUACCUGGAGGAUUCCGGCUGUGUCGUUGAAGAAGAUGACAGUGCAGGAAGGCCCCUGAGAGAUGUCUGCUUCCAUUUGUUAAAGCUCUACAGCGACAGGUGCUAUGACCUUGACCAGCUGCUGGAUCCCAGGAGCGUCACGUCUGACCCGCUGGAUUUCCGCCUCAGCUGGCACCUGUGGGAGGUGCUGCGGGCCCUCAACUACUCCCACCUGUCCCAGCAGAGCCGGGGGGUGCUGAACACCAGCUUUGCUGCCCAGCUGGAGAGCGAGGGGCUGUGGGAGUGGGCUGUGUUUGUGAUGCUGCACGAGCCUGAUGCGCAGUGCCGGGAGAAGGCCGUGCGGGAGCUGCUGAGCCGGCACUGCACCCUCGCCGAGAGCCCCGAGUCCUGGGCCAAGGAGACCUUCCUGACACAGAGGCUCUGCGUCCCCCCGCAGUGGAUCCACGAGGCCAAGGCCGUUCGGGCCAGGAUGGAGGGGGACAAGCACAAGGAAGCCCUUUUCCUGUUCAAGGCUGGGCACUGGAACCAGUGCCACAAGCUGGUUGUCAGGCACUUGGCCUCAGAUGCAAUUAUCAACGAGAACUACAAGUACCUGAAGGGGUUCCUGGAAGACCUGUCCCCUCCGGAGCGCAGCACCCUCAUCCAGGACUGGGAGCUGGCAGGGCUGGUCUACCUUGACUACAUCCGUGUCAAUGAGAUGCUGGACAGGAUUCAGCAGCUGGAUUGUUCCACCUUCGAGCUGGAGCGGUUACACACCAAAGUGACGUCCCUGUGCAACAGGAUAGAGCAGCUGCAGUGCCACAACGCCAAGGACCGCCUGGCUCAGUCGGACAUGGCGAAGCGCGUGGCCAACGUGCUGCGGGCGGUGCUGAGCCUGCAGCAGGGCCCGGGCCCGGCCGAGCCGCGCGUGCCCCCCCUGCGCCUGCUGGCCCCGCACAUCGGCCGCCUGCCCAUGCCCGAGGACUACGCCCUGGAGGAGCUGCGCGGGCUCACCCAGGCCUACCUGCGGGAGCUGGCCGUGGGCACGCCCUGAGCCCCCCAGGACGGGCAGGAACGGGAGAGGACUGACCCGGGACGGGCCGGGACGAGAGGCUCGCGUUGUCCCGCUCGCAUUCCCGCCCCAGCAGGCCCGGCCCCGGCGCCGCCCCGGGGCCACGGAAGGUCUUCAAUGCAUGAGGAGUAUCGAAAGGUUUUUAUUAAAAAGUAUAAAUAAAUGCUCUAGAUUA